AUUCAAUGAAAUUUGUGCUCUGAAUCUCGAAGAUCUGGCGGCUUCAUUGAGUCUAGCUGGGAGGACGGGGUUGCACUGGUGAAUUGUGAGGUCCUGUCACUUAAAACCUAAAUUAAUGUUUAUCAUUUCUGUCAUACCACUCUGUCAUCUUGGUUGUUGUUUCACAACGUGCUGUCGGUAACAUUAUGAUUAUUUCGUCUUUGUUUAAAGUUGAACUGGACCACUCAUUUUAACUCCUAUCUUUCCGUUAAUUCUUCACUGUCCAGUUAGAAUCUCGUAUACUUUGUCCCAAUCAUUCCGUUAGAGACCAAUUUAACCUUCCAUUUCAUUAAUCUUUAUCUGCUGACGUAUAUCGGCUGCAUAGUUUGUGUUUGUUUUGGUCUAUAUUUCACAAAUUCAUGGGUUAGAGAAACCAGAUGAUUGUCCACAUUUCAACUACUUCGGAUUAUAAUUCCCAUGAGCAAACUUCAGGGUUUAGUCAUCUGCAAGAGAAAUGAACGCAUGCGGACAUUGCCGUAUUGGCCUAAAUGGAGUGAUUGAUAGACAGUCCUGUACUACUGAAUGUUCUGUAGCAUCCGGAACAUCGCCUGAUUAUUGUCAGGAUUCAGGGAACUUUUGUGUAUGCGGUGCACCUGGUUGUAGUACGAGAAAAGUUACUAACCGCCAUAAUAUGGAAUCGAACAUCACUGAGUUGACUUCAACAAUAGAUGGUGCCUCAACUACCAAUUUCCCUGACCAACAUCAGGAUACAUCAAAACCGAAGUUGGGUACGUAUGUUAUUGAAAGAACCAUUGGGAAAGGGAUAUUUUCGUCAGUCAAACUCGCCAAGCACACCAUUACUGGAAUUUUCGUUGCAAUAAAGAUCAUUGACAAAUCCCGUCUAAGUCCUGAAAAUCUCAAAAAAAUAUACAGAGAAUCUGAUAUUUUAAAGGAGCUUCAUCAUUCAAAUAUUGUGAAACUUUAUCAGGUUAUGGAAACUCAGCGACUACUCUGUAUGGUAAUGGAGUAUGUUUCAAAUGGCGAGCUAUUUGACUACAUAGCCACGAAUGGAAGAUUUUCUGAGGUCGAUGCUCGGAUCAAAUUCCUGGAUGUACUUUCGGCUGUCGAUUACACUCACUCUUGUGGUAUUGUACAUCGAGAUCUAAAGGCUGAAAACAUAUUGCUAGAUUCAGAAAUGAAUAUCAAAUUAGCGGAUUUUAGCUUCGGCACACAUUUCAACUCACCUAAUCACCUUUUAACUACGUGGUGUGGUAGUCCUCCGUAUGCUGCACCAGAGAUAUUUUUAGGCGAACCAUACAUUGGAGUGAAAGCAGAUAUCUGGAGUUUAGGUGUUAUUCUUUACGUCAUGGUGUGUGGUGCUCUUCCAUUCGAUGCUCAAUCUCUUCCCCAUUUGAAAAAUCAAGUCCUUUCUGCCAGUUUUCGUGUUCCGUAUUGGCUUUCUAUGGCAUGUGAACAAGUAAUACGUAGUAUGUUGUCGAAAGAACCGAGCGAUCGCCCAACAACAAAACGUAUCAGUCUAUUUCCAUGGUUCACUUCAUCAACAAUUCCACAUAAUCGUUAUCAUGAUAAACUAAUUGCAAAUGUUAUGUCUAAUUCGUUGGCCACAAUGCAUUUAACUAACAAACCUGUCCCUACGCAAACAACAUUACAACAAACGUUGUCACCCUGUGGUGCUAAUACAAAUAUUCUAAAUAAAUCUACGGACUAUGAUUUAGUUCAACCCACGUUUAUUUUGAAACAUUGUUCUUGUGAUUGCUCUUCAAAAUUCUCAUGGAGUAAAGACGAUUUACAAAGUCCUGGUCCUAAUUUAGCGGCUGAAAUGAAAGUUGGUAAACUAAACGAAUUAGUUAUUAUGAUUAUGGAGUCUUAUGGAAUGUGUCGCACUCAAAUUCUCAAGUCACUUCUACGUUGUGCUUACGAUCAUCUGACAGCUACUUACCUCUUAUUGGGCGAGAAAUUACGUUUGCAUAAUCUGAACAUUGAUUCAUCGACCACACCUAUUACAGAUUCUGGAAUAAUUAUACCUAAUUGUGACCAUCCAACAACAUCAUGUUAUUCAAUUAUGGCUCCUGAGCAUAAAAGUUUCAAUACCAGUCCUGAUUCUGUUGUGAUGCCGAAUUCUAUUCCAUCACCCCAACCAUUAUCAUCAUCAGUCUCCCAAACACAACCGAACUAUUCAGCUAUACCUAAAAGUAUACCUUCAGUUUUCCCACUGUCCUCUAUAAAUUCAAUGAAUAUGGAUCUUCCUUUAUCUAGUUGCUCUUCAUCUAUGGAACAAUUAGAUGAAUCUACAAAUAAUCUCAACUACUUUGCCGAUACCUCAAUCGAUAAUAGUGAUCAUAAAGACAGUAUUUCACAAAUAAUCGAUAAAACAGAAAGUGAUGAUUUAACUGUUGAUUCAGCAUAUGGUGUUGCUUUACAGUCUACAUAUGUUAAUAACUCUGCUUCAGAUCGUAUUAUACUUCAGUCUUAUAAGCCUGUAGAGGAUGAACUAAGAAUUGUCAGUGGUGGUACUGGUAAUGUUACUGUUGGUAGCAGACCGCAACAUCGUGUUUUAGCCAGACGAAAAUAUGGAAUCUGCAGUCCACCAGCUUGUUUAGAAGAAAUAAAGCAGGCAUUGAUUUCACAACAACAUCAACAAACACAUGAGAGGAAUAUCACAGAUGAUGAUGAUUAACCAUGAUUAUUGAUAGUGAAAUAGUACCUAACAUGUUUAUGCGUAUUCCUUUUUAAAGAAAUUAAAAGGCAAUAAUAAUAGUGAGAUGGAUUGAUUGUAUUUUAUUUGUUCACAAUAUUUGUAUCAAAAAGUGGGAGUAAUCAAUGAACACAAUAAAAUCGCUACAAAUUCUCGUUUUUUCAUUGACAAUAUGUAAUUAUAUCGCCCACCCCAUCCCUUGUUCUCUAAAAUUGUAUUUUUCCCACAUUAUGGAAUGAAUGCAAAGCAAAUAUGUAGACAGAUAUCAAAAACCCACAACAGAACAUACACCAUCAUCAUUAAACCUUAUUCAUUCAUAGUCUUUCGCGACAUAACAAUAAUCCCUCCAAUUGUUAUCAUUUAACUUCAUUGCUUUUCUCGUUAUUUUUGCAAUAUGUAUGUUUCUCUUUUGGUUUGUGACAUUUUUUCUCUGUAAAAAUCAACUAUAUACUCCAUCGAAGAAUCUUUAUUUAUUUAUCCAUCUAUAUACAUAUAUAUCCCAUUCUACCUAAACUGUCAGUGCAAAGGUGGAACUUGAUUUCAUUCAUACAACAAUAGCGUUGACCAUUCCUUUGUUCAUUGGCUUUUCUUAUCGCAAUGAUUUUCUCCUGCUCUCAUUUCUACGCUUCUCUAUGUUUUGUCUAAACAAAAACUGUCCUCUUUCUAAACACAGCAUUUUACUAUCUAAUCAUCAUUGACUUUAAAAUUGUGAUUACAUAUUAACACUCCCUAAUAAAAUAAUAGAUAUGGUUUCUAUUGAACUUUUAAUGAAAUAGCACUUGUCACGUAAUCCAUGUUUUGCAUGUGUAUGUGCGACUAUUUACAUAAUCAUUAUAUUAUUAGAGAUAUAGAUACUUUGGUAGUAAUUUUCCAUUUGUCUAUCUUUCAUGUAUCACGUAGUAUGUACAUAUGAGCUGUGUAUUGUAUAUUUUAUGGAAAAACCCGGAGUAAAGCUAUGUCAUUAUGUAACUAGUUGUAUUUUGUAUAGUUGCACUGAUUGGAUGAUUGUGCCUAAGUUUUAUGUUUUGAUUUCCUAUUCAUUGCCAUAUUUUCUAUAAUUUCAGCGUUCUAUUUAGCAUAUGUUUAUUCACACCCACGAAGCCUUUGCGCUCCUCACAUCCUAGUCCUAAUAAUAAAUAUGUAUACAUAUUAUUUUCUAUUAUUGACUCAAUACAUACAUAAACAUAGCAAGACGUAGUGUGGUUAUAAAGUAAUAAAUAUAUAUUAUCGAUUUCAUCAAGGUUAACCUUGAUAUGAUACAGAUAGUCAGAUCAACUGUAAACAAGUAAGUUGUUGAAUGAUGUCAGACUGUGUUGUUAAGGGGUCUAUUUGGUAACAACGACCGCUCUGGUGUUGAUAUCAGUGAAAAUAAUGUAUCAUAUCUGUUUAUUAUUGAUAAUAUUUAUUCAUUAAUAAUAUUUACGAAUCUAAACGUUAAAUUUACACAAUAAGUCAUAAAAAAUGUAUUUAGUGAAAUAAUUUUUUCAGCGAUUUCAUUCUCAAGGCUGUACAACCAUAUAUAUAUAUAUAUAUAUAUAUAUGAAUUAAUGAAUGAAAAAUUACGGUCCAAUGAAUAACUGCUAAAAUUCAGUUACUUGUGAUGUGCAAUUAGUCUACAUAAUCAUCAAGUGAACAAAUAGUUAUUACAGUGGGUGGGAAUUUACAGAACAUGCGAAACAUACAAUCAAUAGGUUGAACAAAAUAUUUGCCCAUCGUUAAUUUGAAAUAAUGU
Molecule: messenger RNA, 4427 nt
Organism: Schistosoma rodhaini
Lineage: Eukaryota; Metazoa; Platyhelminthes; Trematoda; Strigeidida; Schistosomatidae
Source: the annotation of a GenBank genome assembly